Molecule: messenger RNA, 663 nt
Organism: Talaromyces amestolkiae
Lineage: Eukaryota; Fungi; Ascomycota; Eurotiomycetes; Eurotiales; Trichocomaceae
Exons: 4
Coding region: 1-663 (220 amino acids)
Cellular component (GO): nucleus; cytoplasm
Source: RefSeq, a predicted model, not a curated record
AUGCAUUUCUUAUGCCUUCAUGGCGCUGGGACAAACAGCAGGAUUUUUGAGGCACAGACAGCCGCUCUGCGCUACGAGCUCGGAGGCGACCAUACAUACGAUUUCGUCGAGGGAGUGAUGCAGCUCCCGAAGGCUUCAGCAAUCGACCAGCUUGUUCCUGGUGACCUUGGCUAUUUCGGCUACUACAAACCCAACGACUGUACCUCGUUCCACAAAGCCCUCGAUGAUUUGGAGCUUUUCAUCCAGAAACAGGGUCCUUUCGACGGAGUCUUUGGCUUUUCGCAAGGAGCUACUCUAGCUAGCGCGCUUCUUUUACGACAUUCGGGCUCCAGUAAUGGUGGCUUGGAUUCCCCUUGGACUCCCAAAGCCAAUGAUCCACUCUUCAAGUGUGCGGUGUUUCUAUCAGGAUAUUCACCACUCGAUUGGACAUGCAUGCAUGUGCAGCAUAUGCAAGGAUCUACCAUAUCUGUUCCGACUGCACAUAUCUGGGGCAUGAACGAGCGAGGUGACUUUGGGGGACCAACAGCGCUGAAGCAGCUCUGUGACCCUCAAACUGUGUAUUUGCACGAGCAUGAGGGUGGUCAUGAGGUGCCAGGGGCGAAGAACAAGAAAGACUUGAUUCAAAGUGCGAACGCGAUUAAACGCAUGCUAACAAGUCUGUAA